Messenger RNA from Theobroma umbraticum, 6380 nucleotides. It is a transcript of the gene FAB1C, whose product is annotated as FORMS APLOID AND BINUCLEATE CELLS 1C. Gene Ontology annotation, molecular function: 1-phosphatidylinositol-3-phosphate 5-kinase activity; ATP binding. Gene Ontology annotation, cellular component: endosome membrane. Gene Ontology annotation, biological process: phosphatidylinositol phosphate biosynthetic process. Lineage: Eukaryota; Viridiplantae; Streptophyta; Magnoliopsida; Malvales; Malvaceae. The record is from RefSeq and is a predicted model, not a curated record.
CUAAUUAAACCAAGCAUUCAAAUAAAAUAAAAUAAAAAAGAAAAAGCAAAAGAAGAGAGAGAAAUAUUAUAGCAUUAGGCGUUGAGAGAGAAUAGGGAAAGGAGGGGGUGCGAAUGGAAGGGAAGGGGAAUGGAAAAGGAGAAGAGAGGUGAUAAUAUAAGGAAGCAAAAAGAAAAGAAAGGAAAAACUGGAAAUAAUAAGAAAAGGGUAAAGAGGAGUUUUGUUGGGAGUGUAGAGUCGAUGGAAAUGCGUGCUGAUUCCGGUAGAAAGGGAACCUUCUCUGUACUCCUUCUUUUCCUCCUCUUGAUCCUCAUUUUGCCUCGUAUCUAAUUUUCUUCUUUUUCUUUCAUUACUUUAAUUAUUUUCCCAACUCCUCUUCAAAUCACUCAGUUUCUUUUUUUUUUUUUUUUCUCUUUCUUCCUUAUUUUACUUGACAUUUCUUCUGUUUUCCGCAUCUUCUUCUCCUUUUUCUAGUGUUCCUAUUUUUGUCUCUGGAUUUGGUUGAAAAACUGAAACCCCACUAUAAGUCACAGUAAUUCGGAUGCUUGUAUCGAUCUGCGGACUCAUUCCUGAUAUAUCCAGGAUUGGUUAAGCUCUGAAUUUUCCGGGAUAUUUCUGGGUUUUCCUUUUUUCAUUUUUGUGGGUCGGGUUUCCGUUGAAUUUUUUUUUUUGAUUGUAGGGUUUAUGUUGUUGUUGUGGAAUUCUUGAUUGGGAAAUAUGUUGGCUGAUGAUUAUUAUUAUUAUCGAUAUUGUUGUUGUGACUUUUGAUGUGUAAAUAUUGUUAUUAUGAGAUUUGUGAUUUAGUAAAAAAUUUAGUUUGUGCGGAGGUUUUGAUUUAGUUUCCUCCUUGGAAAUAUUUUGUGAUUUCCCGGAGGAUUUUUGUUUCAUUUUCCUUUUAUUAACACCUUUGAGAAAAAAUAAAGUCAAAAUCAAUCAAUUGUAAGCUUAUAAAAACACAUACCCUAAAAAUCAAUCGAAACCCGCUAUUUUUAUUGUGGGUUUCUAUUAUAUUUUCAAUAUUUCCUUAUCAAACUAAAGUUUUUUUUUUCUUAAAUACUGAUUUAGAAGAGGAAGAUCAAGGAGAAAAGAGGGGUGAUAGGAAUUCUAUUUUGGGGGUUGUUUGGGAUUCUUAUGGGCAUACCCGAUAGCUCACUAUUAGAUCUAAUAGAAAAAGUUAGGUCUUGGAUUUCUUGGGGAGCAAGUGAUAUUUCAUGUUUCCCUGGUGAAGAAUUUGGGAUGCUCGAAAACGGUGUUUGCAAAAAAAUGUGUUGUGAAUGUGAUACGAAGUUUGUUGAUGAAUUCUCUCAUAGAUACCGUUGCCAAAGUUGUGGUAGUUGGUUAUGUUCAGAAUGUGUUGAAAGAUAUGAAUCCCCUGUUGUUGUUGUUGUUGUUGCUGCUGCUGAACAAUCAGCUAAUGUCAAGGGUAAUGAUUUUUCGAGGAUGAUGAGUGUUAAAUCUUGCAAGUUUUGUUGUGAUGGGGUUAAAGCGAGGCGUGAAAGUGGAGGAAGGAAGUAUUGUGAGAAAGUGCAUCCUUCUGAAUCUCCCCGGGAGAGCCCUGAACCACCAUCCCCAUGUUCUGUGAAUAGUGAAUCAAUCAAGAGUGAUCAUCUUGGCCGGUAUCUUGAAGCCCGAGAUUGCAGGUGUUCUCUGCAGGCAGUAACUGGCGAGAGUAUGACUUCAUUUAGUGCUCAUCCUUCUUCAGCAUCUACUCGAAGAUCUCCCAGCAGGAGUGAUGAAGAAGAUGCUGCUGAUUCUGGUAAGCACUUUUUGAGUCUCUCGGCUGAAUAUUGUCAUGAUGUUUCGGAUUUAGAUUUAAGUAGUAUUAGUGCUAGACAUGAGUUUUAUAGCUUUAAGUCCGUGGGAUCAAGUCCUUCAGUCAGCCCCUCUAGGAACAAUUUUACUCCUUAUAGAGUUGGGCAUUCUGUACAGCGGAGGCAAGAAGGGAGCCCAAUGGCUCAGUAUGUUGGCCCCUUUGAUCGAGAAAACAUGGCUGUUUUAAGAAAGCCAGAGACAGGGAGUGAGGAACCAGAAAAUACUGAAGAUUACUCCGAUGACAUGUCUGUUUUUCAUAAUCAUUAUGCAAAGUCCCAAAAGCCAUUGGAUUUUGAAAACAAUGGUCUGAUAUGGUAUCCUCCACCACCUGAGGAUGAAAACGAUGAGGCAGAGAGUAACUUCUUUACAUAUGAUGAUGAAGAUUAUGAUAUUGGGGAUUCUGGUGCAAUGUUCUCAACAAGUAGUAGCCUUUCAAGUAUGUUCCCAGCAAGGGAGAAACAAAAUGAGGGAAACAAAGAACCUCUCAGAGCCGUAAUACAAGGGCAUUUCAGGGCUCUUGUGUCACAACUAUUACAAGGUGAGGGCAUUAAAGUUGGUAAAGAGGAUAAUGCUGGGGACUGGCUUGACAUUGUCACAGCAAUAGCAUGGCAAGCUGCGAAUUUUGUGAAACCAGAUACUAGCAGAGGAGGCAGUAUGGAUCCUGGUGAUUAUGUGAAGGUUAAGUGUAUGGCGUCUGGAACUCCCAGUGAGAGCACCCUUGUCAAGGGAGUGGUCUGUACCAAAAAUAUAAAACACAAGCGCAUGACCUCACAAUACAAAAAUCCUAGAUUACUUAUUUUAGGAGGGGCCUUAGAAUUUCUAAAAGUUCCAAAUCAGCUGGCAUCUUUUAACACAUUACUUCAACAGGAAAAUGAUCAUCUCAAGAUGAUGAUUGCAAAGAUUGAGGCUCUUCGCCCCAAUGUACUGCUGGUAGAGAAGAGUGUGUCUUCAUAUGCACAAGAGUAUCUACUUGCUAAGGAAAUUUCAUUAGUGCUCAAUGUGAAAAGGCCAUUAUUGGAGCGUAUAGCAAGGUGCACUGGUGCUUUUAUUUGUCCUUCAAUUGAUAAUUUAUCUACUACGCGAUUGGGGCACUGCGAAUUGUUCCGGUUAGAGAAAGUAACUGAAGAACACAAGAUGGCCAAUCAGUUUAACAAGAAACCGUCAAAAACACUGAUGUUCUUUGAAGGUUGUCCGAGGCGUUUAGGUUGCACGGUCCUGCUGAGGGGCAGAUCUCAUGAAGAACUAAAGAAGGUUAAACAUGUUGUCCAAUAUGCUGUUUUUGCAGCCUAUCACUUAUCACUUGAGACUUCCUUUCUUGCUGAUGAAGGUGCUACUCUGCCUAAGAUGAAAGGAAAACGUUCGAUUGCUGUACCUGAGAAAACGCAGACUGACAAUGCCAUUUCAGUUGUACCUAGUUCCUCUUCUCCAUCCAGUUUCAACUUGAUAGUCAAUGCUUCUGCUCAGGAUGAUGCAUCUCUGAGUCACAAUCCAGGGCAUGGAGGAUUGGAAUCAUUAUCUGAGUCCUAUGAUCAAAGUCAUUUUUUUCAUUCAUCUGGUGGUUCCUUUCUUGAUGCAUGCAAUGAUGACUUGGCACAUAAUGACUGCUUGGACAUGUGUUCUUUGGAACAAUUCAAGGAUUUGAAGAUGUCCACGAUGUUGCCUUGUGAUAUUAGAGAUUUUCCUCGAUCAGAUUUGCAAGAAACCAUGACAGAAGAGGAGAGGCAUCUUGGUGAGAUUCACAAAAUGGCAAAAUUUGAAAAGAUUGAUGAGGAUGAAGCUUCCAGUGAAUACUUUUCAGCCACCGACACGCACCAGAGUAUAUUGGUUUCAUUUUCAAGCCGGUGUGUGCUGAAAGGAACUGUAUGUGAACGGUCACGGCUCCUGCGAAUAAAGUUUUAUGGUUCUUUUGAUAAACCACUUGGAAGAUAUCUUCGUGAUGACCUGUUUGAUCAGGCAUCUUGCUGCCGUUCGUGUAAUGAGCCAGCUGAAGCCCAUGUUUUAUGUUAUACCCACCAGCAGGGGAAUCUGACAAUCAACGUAAGACGCCUUUCCUCUCUUAAGCUGCUGAUGACGGAUGAAUUGGAUGUGCACCGAUGCCUACGGUGCUAUAUAGUGUCGGUUUCCGAACUUCUUAACCCGAGUAUUAUGUCUGCUGCCUGGGGACUAUCUUUUGGAAAGUUUUGGAGCUUGUUUUUCAAUCAUGCGACUGCUAUCGGUUGCACCUGUGGUCAUUCAUUGCAGAGGGACUGCCUUCGUUUCUAUGGAUUUGGCAACAUGGUUGCAUUCUUCCCUAUUCCCCAAUUGAGUAUACUAUCAGUCCAUUUGCCCCCAUCGAUGCUUGAAUUUAGUGGGGAUGUCCAGCGAGUGGUUAGAAAAGAGGCAGCGAGGUUUGUUGUCUAUUUUCCCUCUUCUAAUGGUCAAAACUUGUAUGCGGAGUCUGAUGUACUUGACAGCAUUCAGAAGAGUAAUUCUGCUAGCUGUCAAUCAUCAAAUGCAAGUGAGUUACCGAAUCACAUUAUGGAACUGAGAGAUCAGAUUCGAAAGAAAGAAAGGAUUACAAUCUUUCUGUUUAUAGGUUUGCUACAACCAGUUGUUAUGGAGGCUUCACAACUUGGUCUGCAGCAUGUGGACAUCCUAGAACUGAAUCGCUUAAGGCGUUCACUUCUAAUUGGUUCACAUAUUUGGGAUCGGCAACUUCAUUCAUUGGACUCUCUUCUUAGGAAGUUCUGCUGUUAAAGCUUCGUGGAUCAUAUUAAGGAUGGAAAACCUGAAGCUCAUGGAAAUGCCUGCAGAUCCUCAGAUUCGCGCGAGCCUCCUAAGAUACUUAGGUUGGAACAGAACUCAAGUUUAACAACCUUGGAAUCUGUUGUACCAGAAGAAUCUAACUUGGCAUUAUGCCCCCAGAGGAGGUGUGCAUCCAGAUAAAGAUCCCAUCUCUUGUCUGCUCUAUCUAAAGAAUAUCUCUCUUGAUCGUACCGACUACUCACAUUGGUUCAACUCUCUGAAGCAUCUCAGGGAGAUGGCCCCCAAGCUGGUCUACCAGGCCAACGACUAAAUCAUAAUCUGACUUUGAGAAAAUAGAUCUCCAAUGUGCUUCAUUCGUUUGAUUCUGCUUAGUUAUUCCAAAAAAAAAUUCAGAAGGACUGUCCCUUCUUCUCUUGCAUUUUCUCUUAAUCUUUCCAUGCUUCUGGAGAUUACAGGAAGGUGCGGGAUCCUGUUUCUGUAAGGACUUACUCCCACACAUUGCCUCUAGAGGCUCAAAAGUUGAAUUUGUUACUCAGUUCCACACCCUUAAUCACCUCUGCAUCUCAUAUGGCUGAAGGGCUCGGCUACUCUUUCCACAGAGGGCACAGUGAUAUUGUUAUUGCUGUUUACGACAAUGAUCCUGCAAAUAUAUCAUAUGCUCUUAGUUCUAAAGAAUAUGAGGAGUGGUUUGCUGAUAAUCCUAUGAAUGGGGGAGGUGGAGUGUCAUGACAGGAGCAAAGAAAUUCUGUAGCUUCCAACUUUUCACCCUGGCAGUCAUUUGGCUUUGAUCUGGAUUAUAUCCAUUACGGAAGUUUUGGCUCUGAAGAAGCAUCAUCAUCUGUGGGUGCCAUGUUUGCAGCAAAAAGGUCUCCACAUUUAAGUUCUUUUGGAGAUGAUUCUUCUGCUGCUGUGGCAAAGUGAAGUUUUUCUGUGACUUGUUAUUUUGAACAGUUUGAUUCUCUUAGAAGAGUUGUUGCCCGUGAAUUGGAUUUUUUGUGUUCCUUGAGCCGCUGCCAGAAAUGGAGUGCACAGGGAAAGAGCAAUGUUUUUGCCAAAUCAUUAGAUGAGAGAUUCAUUAUUAAACAAGUGGCAAGACAGAGUUAGAAUCCUUUUGAAUUUGCACCGGAAUACUUCAAGUAUUUGACAGAUUCCCUUAGCUCAGGAGCCCUUGCUUGCUAAAUUUUGGUUUUUCAGGUUUUCCUAUGUACUUCUUUGAAAGCAUUGUCUCUGUAACACCUAAAGUGUGCGAAACAAAAUGGAUAUUAUGUGAUGAGAGACCUAUUUUUCAGAGAUAUCUCAGUAUAUGAUCUUAAGGGCUGCAGGUCACGGUACAAUCCAGAUACAAACAAACAAAGUCUGCUAGUAUUGAACCUGUUAGAGCAUGCGCACGGGGAGCCAUUUUUCUGGGAAGCAAGCAAGAGAAGCCUUGAGAGAGCCAUUUGGAAUGAUACAUCGUUUUUGGCAGUAAUCGUUGCUGUCAUGGACUAUUCAUUGUGUUUGAGUGGAUGAGGAGCGCAAAGAGCUGGUUUUGGAAUUAUUAUUUCGAUGAGACAAUAUACUUGGGACAAGCUUGAGACAUGGGUUAAGGCGUCUGGGAUACUGGGUGGGCCAAAGAUGGUCCCCACAAUUAUUUCUCCUAAACAGUACAAGAAAGGUUCCGGAAGGCUAUGACACCUAUUUCUCACUGUACCUGAUCAAUGGACUUCAUGAUCUGUAUUAUCAUUGAUUCAUUGGUUCAUUAAUAAGGCAUAAGAAAUUGUAAUUGUUGAUAAAUGAGAAGGGAGCUCCCUCUCUCCCAAGGUUUUGUUUCUCUUUUAUCCUCA